Hyalella azteca is the source of this 5773-nucleotide messenger RNA. RefSeq lists its product as uncharacterized. The record is from RefSeq and is a predicted model, not a curated record. The coding region runs from base 140 to 5668 and encodes 1842 amino acids. The transcript has 24 exons. Gene Ontology annotation, biological process: positive regulation of DNA-templated transcription. Lineage: Eukaryota; Metazoa; Arthropoda; Malacostraca; Amphipoda; Hyalellidae.
UGACAGUGCUUCUCAGUUUUUACUCUCAGCACCUCUUUGUUGAGAUCUGGUUAUUUCUGUAUAAUCUGAACAAAACAAAAUAAUACUGUUCCUCAAAGAAUUUGAUCACAAGUUUGAAGUUUAUAACUUCUUGAGAAUAAUGGCUGAAGAAGCUUCUGACAAGAAAGUAGAUAUCAAAGCUGUGGACAAUGCACUCCAAUCUGGAAAUGAAGGAAAAAACAGCUCCUGUCAGAGUCUGGUUCUGAGUGCUCCUCGAACCAUUGCCCUGUACCCUUCUGCUGCCUAUCGCAACUUGCACCCGUCUGCAUCCACUCACCACCUGCAGGCCUCAUCCGCUGUCUACCAGGGCCGGCACCUGACAGCUCUGCAACAUGCCAGGCUGAUGAAUGCAUUCCAUCCUAGUGAUGCUUGCUCUGAUCAAAUGCAGUUUCCUGUGACAUUCCAGCGUCUCCAGAACAACACAGACCUGCGGCCAUCAGCCUCCACAUCCUCUUUCUCUCAUCCUCCAGUGCAACGCCCCCACUUCUCUAGUUUUCAAAUGGCCCAUGAGUUUUUGGAGUGUGUAAGAGAUGUGGACGUCAUAUCAGGUGCCGAGAACAUUAAACAACUCCUCAAGAUGCCAUUCGACCCUCAGGCUGAAGUGAGCCUCAUCGUACACCGCAUUGAGAACACCCUGCUUUUGGACCCCUUCUCCGUAACUCAGCUGGAGCAGCAGAGAACUGACUGGGCCUGGCUCCAGCGAUUCCAGGCUAUGGUCUUCCAGCGAAUAACGAAUAGGGAGGGAUGUGGUGCGCUGACAAAGCUGAACUGGGAGACCCAGCAGCGCAACCGUCAGCUGUUGAUGCGCGUGUUGCAGUGCACCAUACAAGCUGCUCAGCAACGACACCAAGCAACCGCUGCUGCUGCUGCUGCUGCUGCUGCUGUGGAAGGCUCUGUUCCGCAGCCUCUGCCUUCAGCAGCGCAAAUUCUAGAAGAUAAGAAGGAUAAAGAUGAUGCACCCCCUUCUUCCCCCACCACUGCCGUGAUCCCUCUCACCCUCACCCCAGCACUGCAGCCCUCAACCGAGACGGUGUCUGUGGGGGCGGAGGAAGCGAUGCCUGAGCCCGACGCGAGCGACCGCACGCCCGACGACGUCUACGGUGAAGGCCACGCGCGCAAGAUCAUCUGGAACUUUGAGGACCUGCGCAUGCUCAUUGGCACGGACCUGCCUAUAUUUGGGGGCGACACUCAUCCUUGUGUGUCUCUACGUCUGCAUGAUAUGGCCAAGCCAAUCACCGUUCUAACAGUGAGUGUUGGGUCUAAGACCUCGGAGGAGGGACACACCUACUGGCUUUUUAAGAAGGAGAACGAUGACGUGGUGAAGUUGUACGACCUCACCAACCUCAAGCUGGGGGAUGAGAGCCCCAACUAUGGGCAUCAGCCUCCUACUUCUGCUGCCACGGAUGCCCAGCCUGACACCCCUCUUCUUGACGGGUCGAGUGUGAACCCCUUCACGGUGCCGGCGGGGAUGCUGUUCUACAGGCUGGCUAAGAGCCUCCUGCAGGACACGACGCGGCACAGGGCGGCCACCAUCACUGACCUCCUGCACAACGCCGUCAUGAUCCUGCCUGCACACCGCUACCCCGAGAUCGUGUCGUCAGCUCACUACUACAUCGCUGACGUGCUCAUGGCCGAGGACUACAAGGCUCGUCAGGAGCGGGAGACUGACAGCAGCGCUGACGAGUACGAGGACGAGUCUCUGCUUAGUGAUGAAAAUGGAAACGACAACAACAGCGGCAAGAAGAACAGGAAAAAGAACAAGAAACGAAAACAGUCUCCGCUACGCCACUCCACCAGGGUCCAUAAUUCUGGUGCUGUCCUUAGACCGCCCCGCCUCACACAGAACUUCAGCGCCCGUUGCACCAGCGCCCUCGCGCACGUGGCCCAAGGUCUGCUGUGUGUUCUCAAGGAGAACAAUAACAGCGCUCAACAGAACCUCAAAACUGAGAACCAACAGGCACCAGAGGAACCGAAAAUGGCACGUCGUAAUGAAUCCAUCCCGCUGCCAUACCAGUCAUUACACGAACUUGAAAAUGAGUCCCUCAUAUCUACAUCCUCUUAUUCGACUGGACAAGAUAAAACCCAUCCAAUAUCUCACGCUAGUCGAGAUAUAAUAUCCAAAGUCAGAGUCAAUGAUCAAUGCACUGCGCAAAGUUGUGGGGAUGAUAUCUCUACAUCAUCUAAAGUUUCAAACCUCUCUGAAAAUUUUGUUGAAAAUGGUCUUCCUGAUGGCGAGUCGCCUGCAUUAGGUGUGCCAGAACCACCUCCGAUGAGUGUUGACCUGCCUGUCUCUAGUGGGUUAGAACCACUCCCAACUAGUACUGACCACCCUAGCAGUAGUGGUGGAUCAGAACCACGUCCUACGAGUAGUGACCUGCCUGUAACUAGUGGAUCAGAACCUCCUGCAGACGACGUAACCAAAGCCAUGGUUCCGUCGUCACGCUGCCUGUCGGUGGAGCUCUCUAGCGUCCGCUACGGAGUGUCCAGUCUCACGGCCAAACUCAGGCUCCUGUUGCUGCAUAAAGCUGCUGUCGUUUACAAAAUGAUUGCUGCUGAUGCCUUCCACAACAAACGGUAUACAAUGGCCUCGGAAAAUGUAGACCUGUGCGUACUCUGCUGCAUGGCCGUGACAUACGAGCUCAACCAGUACCCUACCACUGGCCAGUACCCUACCACUGACCAGUACCCCACCACUGACCAGUCCCAGGCUAGUGGCCGGUGCCCAGCCAGUGACCAGCACCCAGCUAGUGACCAGGGAUAUCCUCUGAUGAAGGAAGCGCUUGGUCUUGCCAGUGAAAUAUUCCACUGCAGAGCAAAGAACUGGGACCUAGAACCAUCAGCUGCGGACUGCCAAAAGCCUAAGAACAAGAACCACAAGUCCAGCAGUAGUUCUAAUCUCCCUGCACGCAGCAGCUGUGAAUACAAUUGUACUGCCGCAGCUGCAGAAGCCAGCGACAGCGAUAAAGACCAUGUAGACUCCAAGCUCUGUCAGGAGACCAACGACAAGAUCAGGGAAAUUGUCGACCAGUUCGUCCCGGCACACUAUCGAGACCAGUUCAAAAUGCCGGUGUCGGCGUCAAGUCAGUACGCGUGCCUCGUGCUCGCCCAGUGCUACCUCUUCCUGGAGGCCGGCGGCAGACUGGGCGACAUCUCCGUCCAUCCCGCCGCCCAAACUCACCCCGCCGCCGCCGAAACUCACUCCUCCGCCGCCCAAACUCACCCCGCCGCCCACGUCCCGCCCCUCGUAACGCCGGGACCCUCGUUACGUCUAGAGUUACGGGACGACAUGGUUCGCCGUAACCCUUACGUCGUCGCCAGACUCGCUGACGUCAUGAAUGAGAUGGCCUGCUACCAGAUCAACAUGGUACAGGGUGGGUCAUGGUACAGGGUGGGUCAUGGUACAGGGUGGGUCAUGGUACAGGGUGGGUCAUGGUACAGGGUGGGUCGUGGUACAGGACUAUGCGCGUAUUAUUCUUCAAGUCGUGUGAGCGGAUCAGCCGUGAGCGCUGAUGAAGACCACCACCACCUCAAGGCUGCUGAGAGCUACAGACUCGCCGUGAUGCACAUGCAACAUCGCAUCAACCACGACAUCAAGUGCAGCAAGCAACAGUCAUGCAAUGAAGGUUUCAGUGAAAACAAUCCUCGAAACUACCAAGGAAAGGCUAAUUUCACCGGCAACGGCAGCAGUAAGCACCAAGCAGACUCCGAUUUUAAAACCCGACCCUGUCGUGCCGACCAAAAUAAUACUUUUAGCCACCAUAACCCCAAACAAACCCAAAGCAACUCCCAAAGUUUCGGAAAGAAAUCCAGAUCCUGGAGAAAGAAAAACACAUCUCGCAAGAUAGAAGCGGAUGAAGCACCUACCGAGAAUCCUGCCACGGAUUCGGAACUCCGAGGCAAUUUUAAUGCUAGACAUGAACCUUUACUCUCUGAAAACGAAGGAAAUUUUGAGUCUGAAGGAUCAGACGCACACCCUAAAGACCAAGCUAAAGUCGUGUACGAGCCCAGGCGCAUGAGCAUAGACCAAGCGCAGAACCUCUGCGAUAAACUGAAAAUAGACCUCGUCAAGACCCUGCUUGCUCACAGCGACAAUCUGAGAGUCCGCGGUCUGUGUCAGCUGACUGACGAUGGAAAAGCUGGUGGCGACGUUGAAGAAGACGAAAGCGAUGUUUCUACUGACGAAGUUCGUGGCAGAGCCAGUACCGUCAACACCAGUAACACCACCGCCAGUAACACCACCGCCAGUAACACCACCGCCAGUAACGCUAGUAACGUCAACAAGAUGGUAUCGUUGGUACACGAAUGCGUGAAUGUAACGCACGAUCUGCUGACGCAGUCGUGCUCUGUACCGUGCCUUCCUCUGUACACGAGCUGUGCCCUCACAUUCAUUGCCCUCUUGCCCUCUGCCACUGCAUACGAGGCAUGUGGAGCCACGGAGUGGAUGUGUGCGGUGCAGAGGCUGCAGUGGCUGCUGUGGCGCAGUCUUCACUACAGCAGCGCUCUGCACUGCACCGCAGCCUGCGUCAACCAUCUCCUCGCUCUGCCUGCUGGUCAGUUAGGCGCGUACGUUCGUGCGUGCGUGACGACGUCGGUACAGACCUGCUACGUGGUCGCCUCCUACGCCAGCAACGCCGUCAGUGACGUCCCGCUCGUCAUGGAGGACGCACGUCGCGUCGAGCUCUGUCUCGCCGACUUCGGAUUGAUGGUUCCCGUCAAUGCUGCGACAAAUGCCACCCAAGUUCCGGACUCUGGAACGAUAAAUUCAUUCAAGAAAAACAAAGACUGUGGCGAAAACAACAGCAAGACAACUGAUAAGACUCAUCUCAUGGGUGAUAGUUGUAUUUCUAAAGACGAUCUACAAUGCAGUGAACGUAAUAAUGAUGAUAUAAUAAAUGAUAACAAUAAUGAUGGAAAACGUGGUGAUGACAUCAAUUCUGCAGUCGACAACACUGAACAAAUUCGCUGUGAUGUUAAUAGCAGUUCGUCGAAUGGUACGAAGAGAAAAGAAAUAAAAGAUUCGAAAAACGGGAAAAAUGAAAAAGUAAACAGUGAAGCUGGACAAAAAAAUGGAGACAACAAACGUCAAAAGAAAGAUAACAGAAAGAAGAACGCGUGUGCCAACACGACGAAAAGUGAAGUGAAGAAGACGGGAGUGGGAAGUGAAGUGAAAAGACAUGCUAAAGAAGGGAGAGUAACGAGCGAUGGAGUAGCAAGGGGAGCGGAAAGUGGAGGAGUAACGAGUGGCGUAUCAAGUGGAGUAACGAGUGGCAUAUCAAGUGGAGUAACGAGUGGCGUAUCAAGUGGAGCAGCGAGUGGAGUAUCAAGUGGAGCAGCGAGUGGCGUAUCAAGUGGAGCAGCGAGUGGCGUAUCAAGUGGAGCAGCAAUUGGAGCAUUACUGGAGCUGGAGUCAGCGCUGCAGGCGUCACUGCAGAGACUGUGUCAGCUCAGCUCUCGCGCUCCUGACGCGUUUGCCGUGGCUUGGCCUGGCGUAGACAAGGCUGCCGCCAUGUCAGCCUACCGCGCUGCCUUAAGCCAUCGCAGCAACAGCCAUGUGGCUGACCGUCUCAUGGCUGCCAUGGCUGACGUCCAGUCUCUGCUGACCAUCCCUGCUGCUCCUGCUGAUCUCUGACUCUGCCUGCUGGUCUCUGACCGUGCCUGCUGGUCUCUGACCGUGCCUGCUGGUCUCUGACCGUGCCUGCUGGUCUCUGACCGUGCCUGCUGGUCUCUGACCAUG